Messenger RNA from Elephantulus edwardii (Cape elephant shrew), 941 nucleotides. It is a transcript of the gene DHRS7C, whose product is annotated as dehydrogenase/reductase (SDR family) member 7C. Gene Ontology annotation, biological process: regulation of release of sequestered calcium ion into cytosol by sarcoplasmic reticulum. Gene Ontology annotation, molecular function: all-trans-retinol dehydrogenase (NAD+) activity. The transcript is spliced from 6 exons. Gene Ontology annotation, cellular component: sarcoplasmic reticulum membrane. The coding region runs from base 8 to 934 and encodes 308 amino acids. Lineage: Eukaryota; Metazoa; Chordata; Mammalia; Macroscelidea; Macroscelididae. The record is from RefSeq and is a predicted model, not a curated record.
GAACAAGAUGGGAGUCACGGCGGUGUUUGUGCUGCCUCUGCUGCUAUUGGGGAUCAGCGGCCUCCUCUUCAUUUACCAAGAGGUCUCCCGGCUGUGGUCCAAGUCGGCCGUGCAGAACAAAGUAGUCGUCAUCACUGAUGCCGUCUCAGCGCUGGGCAAGGAGUGUGCACGCGUGUUCCACACUGGAGGGGCAAGGCUGGUGCUGUGUGCAAAGAAUUGGGAAGGGCUAGAGAGCCUGUACGACACCUUGGUCAGCGUGGCUGACCCCAGAAAGACCUUUACCCCAAAGCUUGUCCUCUUGGACCUCGCGGACAUCAGCUGUGUCCAGGAUGUGGCCAAAGAGAUCCUGGACUGCUAUGGCUGUGUGGACAUCCUCAUCAACAAUGCCAGCGUGAAGGUGCAGGCUCCGGCCCAUAAGAUCUCUCUGGAGCUUGACAAAAAGAUCAUGGAUGCCAAUUACUUUGGACCCAUCACACUGACAAAAGCCCUGCUUCCCAACAUGAUCUCCCGGAGAACUGGCCAAAUCGUGUUAGUGAAUAACAUCCAAGGGAAGUUUGGAAUCCCAUUCCGUACGGCUUAUGCUGCCUCCAAGCAUGCAGUGCUGGGCUUCUUCGACUGUCUCCGGGCAGAAGUGGAGGAAUAUGACGUCGUCAUCAGCACUAUCAGCCCAACUUUCAUCCGGUCCCAUCCAGGGCAGGGAAACUGGGAUGCCUCCAUUUGGAAAUUCUUUUUCAGGAAGCUGACCUAUGGGGUGCACCCCGUGGAGGUGGCCGAGGAGGUGAUGCGUAUCGUAAGGAGGAAGAAGCAGGAAGUCUUCAUGGCCAACCCGGUCCCCAAGGCGGCGGUGUACCUCCGCACGCUCCUCCCCGAGGUCUUCUUCGCUGUGGUGGCCUGCGGGGUGAAGGAGAAGCUCAACGUCCCGGAGGACAGCUAACUGCAGG